Messenger RNA from Dovyalis caffra, 5673 nucleotides. The record is from the annotation of a GenBank genome assembly. NCBI's taxonomy places the organism in Eukaryota, Viridiplantae, Streptophyta, Magnoliopsida, Malpighiales, Salicaceae.
AUGGAGAAUGAGAAUAAUGGUAGGGUUGGAGCCGAGAAUGAGAGUAAUGGUAGGGUUUCAGUAACUGGAGCUGAGAAUGAGAGUAAUGGGAGGGUUUCAGUAACUGGAGCCGGGUAUGGAGGCGGCCCGUCUUACUGGCUGGAUGCGUGUGAGGAUAUUUCUUGUGAUAUUAUAGAUGAUUUUGUUGAUUUUGAUAGUUCAAUUGUUCAAGAAUUAUCUGUUGAUAAUAAUUCUAAUGUUAAUGAUUUCUUUGGAGGAAUUGAUCACAUUCUUGACAGUAUUAAGAAUGGUAGUGGUCUGCCUCCGCUUAGCAAUGCUAGUACAACAACUAACGUUGCCAAUGGAAGUCGGGAUUGCAAUAUUGGGGAUGGGUGGUUUAGUAAUGUAGAGAAUGGAGUUUGCAACGGAGGCUUGGUUUCACAAUCAAAUGGUGGUGAUAAAGACAAUUUUGAAGGAAAAGGGCUGGUGGAGAAUGUUGAUAAUGGGUCGAAUUUGUCCAAUAGGAAGAGAGAAGAGAAAUUGUCAAACAAUUUUGUUAAAGAAAAUGGGAAAAAGGGUGUUUUUGAGCGGUCAAGGGAGCGAGAUUUUGAUGGUGAAGAAAGGUGCGGUAAAAGGGCUAGACUUUGUGGUUAUAGAAAUGAGAGAGUGUAUUCUAGUAGAGGGCAACAUGAACCUAGGGAUAGGGAGAGAGUCUCCAGCAGGAAGAGAUCGCGGGAUAGGGAUGAAAGUGAUAGAAGGGAUAGGGAUGUUAGUCGGAGAAGAGAUAGAUAUAGUGGUAGCAGUAGGAGGGAUGGUAGAGAUAGGGAUUGGAGGGACAGAGAACUGAGGGGUUAUUGGGAGAGGGAUCGUUCAGGGUCCCAUGAUAUGGUUUUUCGAUUGGGUACAUGGGAAGCUGAUCGUAUCAAAGAAGGGAGGGAGGCCAAUGACAAGAUACCUGAGUGCAAAGGAGAGCCAGAUAAGAAAUCAGAGGAGAGUAAAGAGAAAGUCCCCGAAGAACAAGCCCGCCAGUAUCAAUUGGAUGUCCUUGAACAGGCUAAGAAGAAAAAUACAAUAGCUUUUCUUGAAACGGGGGCAGGGAAGACCCUCAUUGCUCAAGCAGAAGUUAUUCGUGAGCGUACUGGUUACCAAGUGGGCCAUUAUUGUGGUGAGAUGGGUCAAGAUUUCUGGGAUACUAGAAGGUGGCAGCGCGAGUUUGAAACAAAACAGGUUUUAGUGAUGACAGCCCAAAUUCUUUUGAACAUUUUGAGGCACAGUAUAAUCAAAAUGGAAGGCAUCAAUCUCUUAAUUUUGGAUGAGUGUCAUCAUGCUGUGAAGAAACAUCCAUAUUCUCUAGUGAUGUCUGAGUUCUACCAUACAACUCCAAAGGAGAAGAGACCAUCUGUUUUUGGAAUGACAGCUUCUCCUGUUAACUUAAAGGGUGUUUCGAGUCAGGUGGAUUGUGCAAUAAAGAUCCGCAAUCUAGAGAGUAAACUGGACUCAAUUGUUUGUACAAUAAAAGACCGCAAGGAUCUGGAAAAGCAUGUACCAAUGCCCGUGGAAGUUGUGGUGGAGUAUGACAAAGCAGCCAGCUUGUGGUCCCUUCAUGAACAAAUAAAGCAAAUGGAAGUUGCUGUUGAGGAAGCUGCACAAUCAAGCUCGAGAAGAAGUAAAUGGCAAUUUAUGGGAGCUAGGGAUGCUGGGGCCAAGGAAGAGCUGCGUCAAGUUUACGGUGUUUCUGAAAGAACGGAAAGUGAUGGGGCAGCUAACUUAAUUCAAAAGUUGAGGGCAAUUAAUUAUGCACUCGGUGAUCUUGGUCAGUGGUGUGCUUACAAGGUUGCACAAUCCUUUCUGACAGCCUUACAAAAUGAUGAGAGAGCAAACUAUCAGCUUGAUGUUAAGUUUCAAGAAUCCUAUCUGGAAAGAGUCGUGGCACUCUUGCAAUGCCAAUUAACAGAGGGAGCUGUUACAGACAAGGAUACAAAAGUUUCAGACAAUGAAAAUGGCAAUGCUCAAGAUGGGCCUUAUUCUGACGAGAUUGAGGAGGGAGAGCUCCCUGACAGUCAUGUUGUCUCUGGCGGAGAACAUGUCGAUGUGAUAAUAGGAGCCGCUGUAGCUGAUGGAAAAGUGACUCCUAAAGUGCAAUCACUGAUUAAAAUACUUCUUGGAUAUCAGCACACAGAAGAUUUUCGUGCAAUCAUCUUUGUUGAGCGUGUGGUAGCAGCUUUGGUUCUUCCUAAGGUUUUUGCAGUGCUUCCAUCUCUAAGUUUUGUCAGGUGUGCCAGCUUGAUAGGGCACAACAAUAGUCAGGAAAUGAGGACAAGCCAAAUGCAGGACACAAUCACUAAAUUUCGAGAUGGUCGUGUGACAUUGUUAGUUGCUACCAGUGUUGCUGAGGAAGGACUUGAUAUCAGGCAAUGCAAUGUUGUUAUUCGCUUUGAUCUUGCAAAAACUGUUCUUGCAUACAUUCAGUCUCGAGGUCGUGCAAGAAAGCCGGGCUCUGAUUACAUUUUAAUGGUGGAGAGGGGAAAUCUGUCUCAUGGAGCAUUCUUGAGGAAUGCUAGGAAUAGCGAGGAGACACUGCGGAAAGAAGCGAUUGAGAGAACUGACCUCAGUCAUCUUAAGGAUACUUCAAGGUUAAUUGCAGUGGAUUCAAUACCAGGAACUGUUUACCAGGUGGAGUCUACUGGUGCUGUUGUGAGCUUAAAUUCUGCUGUUGGACUAAUCCACUUCUAUUGCUCUCAGCUACCCAGUGACAGGUAUUCAAUACUUCGUCCUGAGUUUAUUAUGGAGAAGCAUGAGAAGCCAGGAGGUCCCACAGAGUAUUCAUGCAAGCUUCAGCUGCCUUGUAAUGCUCCAUUUGAGAAGCUUGAGGGUCCUGUAUGCAGUUCAAUGCGCCUUGCACAGCAGGCUGUUUGUUUGGCUGCUUGCAAGAAGCUCCAUGAGAUGGGAGCAUUUACUGACAUGCUCUUGCCAGACAAGGGAAGUGGGGAAGAAAAAGACAAGGUUGAUCAGAAUGAUGAAGGCGAACCACUUCCUGGGACUGCUAGACAUCGGGAGUUCUAUCCUGAAGGUGUAGCUAAUAUACUCCAGGGAGAAUGGAUUUUAUGUGGAAGAGAUGGUUAUGACAACUCCAAAGUGCUUCGUCUUUACAUGUACAGUGUCAGAUGUGUAAACAGUGGCACUUCAAAUGAUCCAUUCUUGACUCAAGUUUCAAAUUUUGCAGUGCUUUUUGGCAAUGAGCUGGAUGCAGAGGUCUUAUCGAUGUCGAUGGAUCUAUUUAUCGCUCGAACCAUGAUAACGAAGGCAUCUCUUGUCAUUAGGGGUCCCAUAGAUAUUACUGAAAGUCAGCUGGCAUCCCUUAAAAGUUUUCAUGUAAGAUUGAUGAGCAUUGUAUUGGAUGUGGAUGUUGAACCUUCCAACACUCCGUGGGAUCCUGCGAAAACAUAUUUAUUCGUCCCCAUGGUUAGCGAUAAGUUUGUAGAUCCUAUAAAAGAAAUUGACUGGGAUCUGGUUGAAAAUAUAAUUGGAACAGAUGCAUGGAGCAAUCCCCUUCAGAGAGCUCGACCGGAUGUUUACCUUGGUACAAAUGAGAGGACACUUGGUGGAGACAGAAGGGAGUAUGGUUUUGGGAAAUUGCGUCAUGGAAUUGCUUUUGGACAGAAAUCUCAUCCCACUUAUGGCAUCAGGGGAGCUGUAGCACAGUUUGAUGUUGUGAAAGCUGUUGGAUUGGUUCCUAGGCGGGAACGGGAUGCAACUGAGAUGCAAAAGCUGGAGUUGACCAAAGGCAAACUAAUGAUGGCUGACACCUGUGUGGAUGCUGAUGCUUUGAUAGGGAGAAUUGUUACAGCUGCUCACUCUGGGAAGAGGUUUUAUGUGGUUUCCAUAUGCUCUGAUAUGACUGCCGAGAACUCAUUCCCAAGAAAAGAGGGUUAUCUUGGUCCUCUGGAGUACAGCUCAUAUGCUGAUUACUACAAGCAAAAGUAUGGAGUUGAAUUGGUAUAUAAGCAACAACCUUUAAUAAGAGGACGAGGUGUUUCAUACUGCAAGAAUCUCUUAUCCCCUCGGUUUGAACACUCAGAUUCAAAUGAAGGUGAAUCUGAAGAGAAUCUUGACAAAACUUACUACGUGUUUCUUCCUCCUGAGCUGUGUCUAGUACACCCUCUUCCUGGAUCACUUGUUCGAGGUGCCCAGAGAUUACCAUCAAUAAUGAGGAGAGUUGAAAGCAUGCUACUCGCUGUUGAACUUAAGGAUAUAAUAAAUUAUCCAGUCCCUGCUUCAAAGAUCUUGGAAGCCUUGACUGCUGCUUCAUGCCAAGAGACAUUCUGCUAUGAAAGAGCAGAGCUUCUAGGAGAUGCAUACCUGAAAUGGGUUGUUAGUCGAUUUCUUUUUCUUAAGUAUCCCCAGAAACAUGAGGGUCAACUCACUAGGAUGAGGCAACAAAUGGUUAGCAACAUGGUUUUGUAUCAAUAUGCAUUGAAUAAAGGACUUCAGUCCUAUAUUCAAGCAGAUCGCUUUGCUCCAUCUAGAUGGGCUGCUCCUGGAGUGUUGCCUGUGUUUGAUGAGGACGCAAAAGAUGGAGACUCGUCCUUAUUUGAUCAGGAGAAAUUACUUGCUGAGGAUAGAGCAGGAAUGGAUCGUCUUGAUGAUGGAUAUGAAGAUGAAAUUGAAGAUGGUGAACUUGAGAGUGAUGCUAGUUCUUACAGAGUCCUCUCUAGCAAGACAUUGGCAGAUGUUGUUGAAGCAUUAAUCGGUGUCUAUUAUGUUGAAGGUGGGAAGAAUGCUGCUAACCACCUCAUGAAAUGGGUCGGAAUUCAGGUAGAGUUUGAUCAUGAAGACAUGGAGCGUGCAUCUAGGCCAUUCAAUGUUCCAGAAAGUGUUCUUAGGAGUGUUGACUUUGAUGCUUUAGAAGGUGCCUUGGAUAUUGAGUUCAAAGAUCAUGGCUUGUUGGUAGAAGCCAUUACGCACGCUUCACGACCAUCUUCUGGAGUAUCCUGCUAUCAGCGAUUAGAAUUUGUUGGUGAUGCAGUCUUAGAUCAUCUCAUUACUAGGCAUUUGUUUUUCACGUAUACAAAUCUGCCCCCUGGUCGUCUGACAGACUUGCGAGCUGCUGCUGUAAACAAUGAAAAUUUUGCACGUGUUGCAGUUAAACACAAGCUUCAUGUGCACCUUAGACAUGGGUCAAGCGCACUUGAAAAGCAGAUUCGCGACUUUGUUAAGGAAGUUCAAGAUGAAUUAUUGAAGCCAGGGUUCAACUCCUUUGGUUUAGGAGAUUGCAAAGCUCCAAAGGUUCUUGGGGACAUUGUUGAAUCUAUUGCUGGUGCUAUUUUUCUUGACAGUGGGCGAGACACUGCAGUUGUUUGGAAGGUUUUUCAACCUCUUUUGCAUCCAAUGGUCACUCCAGAAACCCUACCAAUGCAUCCUGUAAGGGAGCUGCAGGAACGGUGCCAGCAACAGGCUGAAGGCUUGGAAUACAAAGCCACUCGAAGUGGCAAUUUGGCUACUGUUGAAGUUUUCAUUGAUGGUGUUCAGGUAGGAGUCGCACAAAAUCCACAAAAGAAGAUGGCACAGAAACUUGCUGCUAGGAAUGCACUUGCUGUUUUGAAAGAGAAGGAAACAGCUGAAGCCAGGGAGAAGAGUGAUGAGAAUGGGAGGAAGAAAAAAAUGGCAACCAAACGUUUACCAGACAAACCUUAA